GGAAUGUUCAAAAAAAUUGGAAAAAAAAAAAAAUCCAAAAAAUGAUCUCUCUGCCACACACCGCGGUUUUCCCCAACGGGCUUCUCCUCCACAGAACCACCUGUCGGAACCCCAGUCGCCGUCUUCGGAUCCGAUCAUCGUCGAGCGUACAGGAACGAGGUGCUGACAAGGCGGCGGAUUCGGCGGAGGAAGGGACGGGGCUGAAGCCGGAGCUUUAUGCUUCGGCUCCGCUUCCGCCGGUGCGGGCGGCGAAGCGGGUGGUGCUUGUGAGGCAUGGGCAGAGCACGUGGAACGCGGAAGGUAGGAUCCAAGGAAGUUCGGAUUUCUCUGUACUGACGAAGAAAGGCGAGGCUCAGGCCGACACUUCUCGCCAGAUGCUCGUCGAUGACUCCUUCGACGUCUGCUUCUCCAGCCCCCUGAAGAGAUCGAAGAAAACAGCUGAUAUCAUAUGGGGUAAUAGAGGGAAUGAGAUGAUCACGGAAUUUGAUCUCAGAGAGAUCGAUCUAUACUCAUUUCAAGGUCUUCUCAAGAACGAAGGGAAAGCAAAGUUUGGUCCAGCUUAUAGGCAAUGGCAAGUAGACCCGGCAAACUUCAAUAUCGAUGGACACUACCCAGUGAGGGAGUUGUGGUCCCGUGGUAGAAGCUGCUGGGACAAGAUUCUUGCCCAUGAAAGCAAAUCUAUUCUCGUUGUUGCUCAUAAUGCUGUUAAUCAGGCUCUUGUAGCAACAGCAAUUGGUUUGGGAACAGAGUACUUCAGGGUUUUGUUGCAAAGCAAUUGCGGAGUAAGUGUGCUCGAUUUCACGCCAAGAGCUGAUGGUGGAUCGCCUCACAUAUGUCUUAAUCGCUUAAAUCAGACACCCAAUUCUCCUGUAGCCUCUGGAAGUUCUGGUGGCCGCAAAACAUGUAAACGUAUCGUACUUGUCUGCCAUGGAGCUACACAAGGAGAUAACGAGGCUGUCUUUCCCAAUUUUGAUGAUCAGCCGAUGAACAUGCUUGGAGCUAUACAGUCACAGAAAACUGCAGAGCUUCUUCUUGAUUUGAAAGUGAGCUCCAUUGUUAGCAGCCCUAAAAGCGCUUCCAUUGAGACUGCUGGAGUAAUAUCCCGAGUGCAAGAAGCUGCAGAUUGCUUGGGUGCGGAUUGUGUGCCUCGCUAUGUGGAGAUGAAGCAAAUGAAUGACCUUGAUGUUGAAGGUGCCUUCCACAAAUCCACCAAGAGUGAAGCCUCAGACCCGUCUCUCCUGUCCGGUUGGCUGAGUGAGUUAGAUGAUGAAACAGCUUCAGCUCUGUGGAACCAAUCGGGGAAAGCGUGGGAAUCACUCCUGGCUGAGCUAUCGGAUGAAUCCGAGCCAGAAAAGGUAGUGGUCGUGGUGGCUAACCCAUCAGUUCACAUAUCUCUCAUAGCGCAAUGCCUGAAUCUCACCAAGGAGUGGCUCGGUUCAUUCCAUCUCGACGAGGGGAGCAUAAGCGUUGUCGAUUUCCCGGAUGGCCCGGGCGGAAGAGGAGUCAUCCGGUGCAUAAACUACACGGCUCAUCUUGGAAGAUGGUCGAUACCUAUCACAAGGCCCACUGCUGGUGAAGAAGAGUUUUAGAAAUCAUCAGAAUUGGAAACAUCACACUACCUUUGUGUAUCCAAUCUAAGUGGGUGUUUGGGGAUUGGAGUGUAAUAUACAGAAUCUGAACGAGAUUUCAGUUGCAUCUGAAUCACUGAGUUCGUGUGGUGAAACUCGAGUUAUAUAUACACACACGCGCGAUUAA
Tarenaya hassleriana is the source of this 1755-nucleotide messenger RNA. RefSeq names its product probable 2-carboxy-D-arabinitol-1-phosphatase. Bases 42 to 1589 code for a protein of 515 amino acids. The transcript has 9 exons. Lineage: Eukaryota; Viridiplantae; Streptophyta; Magnoliopsida; Brassicales; Cleomaceae. Gene Ontology annotation, molecular function: phosphatase activity. The record is from RefSeq and is a predicted model, not a curated record.